AUGCAGGCUUCUCCACUUCAAACGAGUCAACCAGCUCCACCUGAAGAACUUCAUACAGUUGGCUGUGUGUCUACAAAUGAUGGGCAGCAAAUGAGGAGUGAUGAAGUAAAUCAGGUUGCAACAGGGCAUCAAAGCAAACAGAAACGUUCCAGAAAAUCCAAGAGACACUCUUCAUCUAAGAGAGGGAAGAGUAUGUCCCUGCGGUUAGACAAACGGGAAGAUGCUAGCAUCACUCACAAUGUCCAUGAAGAGAAGGUAAAAAAUGGCCAGCCAGCACCUGGUAAUGUCGUCACAACUGUUCCACCACUCAACCACUUCAAUUGGUUUCCAGAUGCUGCAGUCACUCACAACGUCCGUGAAGAGAAGAUAAAUAACAGCCAACCAGCACCUGAUAACACCUUGUCGACUGCUCCAGCAUGGCUUGGUAAUAUGGCAGCAGCUGGAGUUUCAUCCACGAGCACGAGAGAUCUACAUGCUACCGUCAAUCCCAAUGUCCAUGAAGAGAGGAAGGAAAAUGGCCAACUGCAAAUGGAUAACGUCUUGUCAAAUGUUCUAUCAGGGCUGAUUUAUAUGGCAGGAGCUUGUAUACCAGCGAUGAGUACCAGGGAUCUGUAUGUUACCAUCACUCACAAUGUCCGUGAAGACAGGAUGGAAAAUGACCAACCCCAAACUGAUAAUGUCUUGUCAACUGCUCCACCACAGCUUGGUUAUAUGGCUGCAGCUCCAUCCACAAGUAUCAGGGAUCUGUACGCUACAGUCACCUUCACAGUCCCUGAAGAGAAGAUGGAAAAUGGCCAGCCCCAAUCUGAGAACCUCUUGUCAACUGCUCCAACAGGGUUUAUUAAUAUGACAGGAGCUGUUAUUCCAUCCAUGAGUACCAAUGAUCUGUUUUCCACCGUCACUCACAAUGUCCGUGAAGAGAAGAUGGAAAAUGACCAACCCCAACCUAAUAACAUGUUGUCAACUGUUCAACCAGUGGUUAUUUAUUUGGCAGCAGCUGGUAUUCUGGGCAUGAGUACCAGGGAUCAGUAUGCUACCGUCACUCACAAUGUCUGUGAAGAGAGGGUGGAAAAUGACCAACCACUACCUAAUAACGGCUUGUCAACUGUUCUACCAGGGCUUACUUAUUUGGCAGCAGCUGGUAUUCCAGCCAUGAGUACCAGGGAUCAGUAUGCUACCAUCACUCACAAUGUCCAUGAAGAGAAGAUAAAUAACGGCCAACGCCCUGAUAAUGUCAUGUCAACUCUUAUACCAGGGCUUAUUAAUUUGGCAGGAGCUGGUAUUCUACCUAUGAGUACCAGAGAUCAGUUUGCUACCAUCAAUCACAAUGUCCAUGGAGCGAGGAUGGAAAAUGGCCAACCGCAACAGGAUAAUGUCUUGUCAAAUGUUCUAUUCGGGCUUAUUAAUAUGGCAGGAACUGGUACUCCUUCAGUUAGUACCAGGGAUCUGUAUGCUACCAUCACUCACAAUGUCCGUGAAGAGAAGACGGAAAAUGGCCGAUGCCAAACUGAUAACGUCGUAUCAACUGUUCCACCACAGCUUGGUCAUAUGGCAGCAGCUGGUAUUCCAUCCAUGAGUACCAGGGAUCUGUAUGCUACCGUCACUCAAAAUGUCCGUGAAGAGAGGAUGGAAAAUAACCAACCAUCACCUAAUAACGUCUUGUCAACUCUUCUACCAGGACUUGCUUAUUUGGCAACAGCUGGUAUUCUAGCCAUGAGUACCAGGGAUCAGUAUGCUGCAGUCACUCACAUCGUCUGUGAGGAGAAGAUAAAUAACGACCAGCCAGCACCUGAUAACAUCUUGUCAACUGUUCCACCAUGGAUUGGUAAUAUGGCUGCAGCUGGAAUUUCAUCCACGAGUACCAGGGAUCUGUAUGCUACAGUCACUCACUAUGUCCGUGGAGAGAAGAUAAAUAAUGGCCAACCAGCACCUGAUAACUUCUUGUCAUCCGUUACACCAGGGCUUAUUAAUGUGUCAGGAGAUGGUAUUCCACCCAUGAGUACCAGGGAUCAGUAUGUUACUGUCACUCACAAUGCCCAUGAAGAGAAGAUGGAAAAUGGCCAACAAGCAGCUGAUAACUCCUUGUCAGUGGUUCCACUGGGGCAUAUUAAUCUGUCAGGAGCUGGUAUUUCAUUCAGGAGUACCAGGGAUCUGUAUGCUACUGUCAUUCACAGUAUCCAAGAGGAGGAGAUGGAAAAUGGUCAAACACCUCCUAAUGGCUUCCUGUUAAAUUCUGCUCCACCAGAGCUUAUAAAUAUGACAGGAGAUCAUAUGCCACCCAACGCAUUGGAUUCUUUCUCCUACAACUUCACUAGUCUCAGCAGAGAUAAGCUGCUUUACAAACCUGAUAGUAAUGACUUGUGGUAGGCACCAAAAAUGGUCUCUGCAGGUGACCCACCAGUCACAGCAAUGUCUUCAGUGGAAACUGUGCCAAAUAUACCACAAAUAUCUCCUGCCAUGGCAAAGAAAAUUAAUCAUGAUAUAAAAUGUCAAUUAAUGAAAGAAGUUUGAAGGUUUGGGCAAAAUUAUAAAAGAAUUUUCAUUUUGCUUGAAGAAGUACAAGGAUCUAUGAAAGUCAAGAGACAAUUUGUUGAAUUUACCAUCAAGGAAGCAGCAAGAUUUUAAAAAGUUGCCUUAAUUCAGCAACUUGAGAAGGUGCUUAAAGAAAUAAAUUCUCACUGCCAUCUCAGAAAAGUUAAGCAGAGGAGAAAAAAAUAA
Messenger RNA from Gorilla gorilla gorilla (western lowland gorilla), 2718 nucleotides. RefSeq names its product sarcoma antigen 1-like. The record is from RefSeq and is a predicted model, not a curated record. Gene Ontology annotation, cellular component: integrator complex. NCBI's taxonomy places the organism in Eukaryota, Metazoa, Chordata, Mammalia, Primates, Hominidae. Gene Ontology annotation, biological process: snRNA 3'-end processing.